Achroia grisella is the source of this 1626-nucleotide messenger RNA. Its product is annotated as SET and MYND domain-containing protein DDB_G0273589-like. Lineage: Eukaryota; Metazoa; Arthropoda; Insecta; Lepidoptera; Pyralidae. The record is from RefSeq and is a predicted model, not a curated record. The transcript is spliced from 3 exons. Gene Ontology annotation, molecular function: protein binding. The coding region runs from base 1 to 1626 and encodes 541 amino acids.
AUGAAUGGAUUAUUUGGGAAACCUUUGAAUGUACAAGUCGCUAUUUUGGCACAGAAUAAUUUACUCGACAAAAUGUACGACAGCAUCGGUAAGGACGGCACAAAAGAUGCAGUAAUGGUCGCCCUUGAUAUAACACGCCAAAUGAACAUGAAACCACAGAUAAUACAACGAAAAAAAGAUUUAGAGAAAUGCCGGUAUUGGAGAAACAAAGCUAACUCCGAAACUUCUGGUCGAGCAAUUAAAUGUUAUAACGGUUCACUUUUGUACACUCCGAUUACUCAUUCUAAGGAGUUGAUCUCCACAUACCGUAAAAGAGCUGAAUUGUUAUUCAAACUCGAAGAAGGAAGCUGUUGUAUGAAUGAUAUUGACAUUAUAACUGCUAUGGGAUGUCCACCUGACAAGAAUAUCAAUAUGCUACGACAGCAUUCUCAACAAUUAAUACCAUUGGAUCAAUUAGAUACUAUGACUUUUCCAUAUUUUCAGUUCCCUGCAAAACGUAACAAGAGCAUACCAUAUGCAAAUGCAAAUAUAAGCAUCGUGAGAGAAGAUGGCGUGCCGAAAGUGGUUGCAGCACGAAAUAUACGGAUCGGAGAACUCGUAGCGAUUGAACCUGCAUUUGUAGCUGUGCAUCACAAAACUAACCGCAAUAUAUCUUGUUACAACUGCUUUAAAUUUACUCCGAGUCUUAUCCCGUGUGAGACUUGUUGUUACGCUAUGUUCUGUACUGAAGCAUGCAGGAAGCAAUGUUUGGAAGGUUACCACAAAAUCGAAUGCCAGAUAAUGGACGUUCUUGAAAACGUUGCUACUACGGCAAGGCGUAGAUUGUCUGUGAUGGCAGCUCUAAAGAUUAGACAAAUGUCCAAGAGCUGGGAGGAUGUCGUUACAGCUUCACGGACUAUCGGCACUGAAAGAAUGAAGAACAGUUCAGACGACGAGAUAUUCGACUGUAAUAAUCCGCAUUCAAUUCUGAGUUACAAUGAUUAUCAAUUUUUAAUUCAUGGUAAAAUAUUUAACCAAAGCUUCAUAUUUGCGACCGUUAUAGACAGUUUAAGUGAUAUACCCGAUUACUUCCCAACUGACGAAGAUGAACAGUUGGAGGCUAUGCAUGCUUUGGGGAGAAUCAUGCUACACUUAUAUGUUACGUUCCCAUUGGAGAUAGAAAUUCAAAACUGGCAACGCAAUUGUAUUAGUGGUUUUACAAAUAUUUACACAAACCCGCAUAUCGGGUUUUUUCUUUUUACUAGUAAACUUAAACACUCUUGUGAGCCAAAUUUAUUGGAGAUUGGACUCAAUAAUAAGGUAGGCUUAGUAGCUAUCCGUCCUAUUAAAAAAGGAACAGAACUAAAUAUUAACCACAGGUGCCCACCGGGCGUGAAAAAUGAUGAACUGCUGAAAAAUUUUUUUAUUAAUAAUGAAUUUAGAUGCCAUUGUUCACAAACUGCCAGGGACGAAAGCAUUCCACGAGAAAUCAAGUUUAACAAUAAGCAAGUGAGAAUCUACCGAAGGUGGGAGAAUAACGUUUGCAAAUACGCGGUCUCCACUCUAGAACAGGUCUACUCCAGGGAGCAUUGGUUCUGCAACAGAUAUGAUCAGCCCACUGCCACCUCAACUUGCGAAUAUAAAUAA